AAAUAUAAAUGAAAAAUAUGCCAGAAAAAUUUGUGGAAAAAGAUAUACAUAAGUGAAAACUAUAACUGAAAAAAAACUAAGUGAAGCGUCUUUACAGGCAAUUUGCUGUACUAAGUUCCUCAAAAACUCGUAAGCUAUAGGCGUGUGCGUUAGUACAACUACAACGCACGAAAGCGCUAAGACGAGAGAAAGAACCCUAUAUAUCUACAUACAUAUAUACAUAUAUAGACACGACCCUAACAACAUAAGCUGCAUAGCCGCAGUUACACGCGACAGAGACAAACUGGAGUUGCUAACGGUAAACGCGAACCGGCCAACAAGUCGAUUAUCGAUUUUGUCUCCACUGACAUAUAACAAGAUUGCUGCGUGCUAGAAAAAGCUAGCAAAAGACGAACCAGCAAGUGAACAUAAAAACUAAUAAUAAAAGAAAAACUAAUAAUAAAAGGCCAUAAAAUAGACUGAAAGAAAAGAAAAAAUCGACUAUACAAACAACACGAAAGAGCUACGAGCAAAUACUGGCAGACAGACAGCGCAACAGACAGACGGAAGACACUAACUGAAGUCUAGUUGCGCGAGCCAAGUGAGCAGGCGUUUGCAAUAGAGCCCAAAAAACUAUAAAAAAAAACAAAAAUAAAAAACAACAACACAAACAACCAAUACGGGGUGUUGGUAAUGAAACCGGCCGCAUACUAAGGGCGAACGAACGAACGUCUACGAGAAACAAGCGAAUUGCAGCAACGACCCCCCAAACCCUAAACACAAACAAAGAAACAAACAACACAAAUAUUAUUGUAAUCGGUUGAGGGAUUACAGUAACAACGAGUGUAUGCGCGACUGGCGAGCCAAGCGCAAACGAACAGACAAUUGAAGUCGGCGAAAUUGCCAUUUCAACGGCGUGUUAUACAACGUUGGCAGUUGAGCCAACGCUGAAAGGCGAAACCGACAAAUAAUAGCCAGCGAUGAAAACAAAGCGCACAGCGCAAAAGUAGCGAAAACCAUAAAAAAAAAUUAAAAAAAAACAAGUGGCAACUGUGGCAACAGAAAUCAGGCAACGAACGGAAACAGUUGAACAUAAAAGCCAGUUGCACAACAAACACACCAAAAUCACAGAGAAAUCAACGACGCAGCGAGACGUGUAACGUGUAAGAGGAAAUCGAGGCGCAGGAAACACACACACACACACACAGGCACACAACAGUAGCGGAAACGUACUUUUGGCAAAAGAUCAAAAACACGUCCUGUACGAAAGCAGGGACUAGGCGGGCACUACACACACGGCAAGCCGGGAAGCACACAAAGCGGCAGGCAACAUAAGGCAGCAAUCAACAAUUUCGGCAAACAACGGAAAAAGUUGGUGAAUAGGCGCCGACAGCGACAAGACGCCAUAAACGCCACGAUAAGAAAGCUCGUUUUGCCUUUGCUGGAAACUAACGAGUUUCAUUGGCGGCAUAAGGGCCAGCACUAGUUGACAAACACAAAGUAACAAAAAAACCAAAAACAAAACAAAAAAAAAACACAAAUCAACAGUGAAAUUAACGAGUGCAACGGUGGCAAGCAAAAGCACUUGCAUAUAAACCAUUAAAACCGAAAGACUGUUAGAGAAUGAAGACUUUUGUGUGCAAGCGUAUGGCCGCUUAGACUUCGACGUACGCGCCCUAGUAUCAUAAUACCCAAAAACGAAGCCAAAAAACAGUCUUACGCGUUAGUUAGACUAGCUAGAGAUUCCCACUCAACAAGCAAAGCGGCAUUUAAACUAAAAUCCCUCCCAAAAACCAAGAAAAAAAAUAAAGUAAAAAGAGCAACCUUUUGUCAGACCGAAACCACUUCGUCUACAAUUGCAAACACCUAGUCAUCUAUAUAUAUAUAUAAUCCCCGGCAAGUAGUUACGCGAAAAUCCCCAAAAAUAGCACGUCUACUUGAGCGUUUGCGUCGCAUCAACAAAAAGAAAAUGUUCUACUCGCUCGUGCAGACCAUCGUUUGUGUGCUGCUCAUUCAAGCCGGCAUUUAUGCGCUACACUUGAAUGGACCAAGCGCCAACAGCAAUGGCGCGAGCUUGGGUAGCGUCGGCGGCGGCGGCGGCGGCGGUGUCAAUGUGCCAACGAGUCAUGGCGGUAGCGGCGCCGCACAGCUCAAUGCCGCCGUCAAUACAAAUCAAAUGCUGAACAUACUCUCCGCCAAUCAGCAUGCACAACAUCUGCAUGCCGGCGGCAGCGGUAGUGGCAGUGGCGGCGGCGGCGGCGGUGGUGGUGGCGAUAUUGGGCGCUCGCGUACGCUUAGCAAUUCCGCUGUCAAUCCGUUGGGUAAUGCCGGCCGCUUGUCACAGGAAUUAGCCGAUAGAGCACAGCUCGAACGCGAACGUCUCAUGUUACUCGGACUGGCGAAGCAGACAGCGCUGGCAAGUGGCGGUGGUACCGGUCAUCAUGGACGUCCCAUUAUUACUGGUCGCAUACAAAUGAGUCCCGUCGACGAUGUGGAGAGCGACUAUACGUCGCUGUUGUUGCCACAGACACGUGGUCCGUUGUAUGGCAGUGUUGUUAAAGAGCCGGCGGCCGUGGAGGAUGAUGAGUAUGUCGAUGAGGAGCAGCGUGAAUACGAUAGAGCACGUUUGGCUAGCGGUGCACAUAGGAAGUAUGAGUAUGGUCGUAUAGUCGAGCCAGCUGAACGUGAAGAGUAUGCGGAGCCGCAGCCCAUCGAUGAGUUGGAUGAGCUAAUUGAAGCUGAACCGGAGAUGGACGAUGUGCUCUCCGAUUUAGAGAGCUAUCAGUAUUUGGAUGAGCUGUUGCCGCCAGAGCAUCGCAGUUUGUGGGGUGAUGACGGUUUGGGUUAUGGCAUUGCCGGCGGCAAUAGUCGUCCGCAUCAUCUGAAUGACGGUUUUCCAUUGCUGUUGAAUCCAUAUCGCACGCUUGAAGAGUUGGAGAAUAGUCCGUCGCACACCUUGCAAGAAAUAUUCGAAAAGGAGUCGCAUGACAAAGCCGAGACGAAAGCCCACCGCCAACAUGUGUUACACCCGACACGCGAGCAGCAGAAGCAGCAGCAACAGUACGAACAACAACAACAACAACAAGCACGUCAUCAACAGUCAACGCAGCCACAGCAGCAAUAUACAUUCAGCGGCGGCGUUAAGCACCGCAACGGUGGCUACGGCGUUGACUACAACAACAACAUGCAGCAGAAGUGGCAGCGUAAGCGUUCGCAGCAACAACAACAGCAACGUCAAUUACAGCAAUGGCAACGCAAUAUAUUUGGCCAGCAACUAAAACAACAACAAUUACAUCAUUUCGGCGCGCAGCCACAGCGCCACAGCAAACUGUCGCUGGCCAACUCAGAAGCCACCGCCACUAAACAUAUACCGUUAAAUGACAGCACCAAUGACCUCAACAACAAUAACAGCAAUAACAAAUUGUCAAGCGCUUUGAACGCAUUGGCAACGCAACAACAAAGUUCCUCCGCACCUAUAAUAACCAGCGGCGAUGCGGCUAUAAAGAGUGAUCAGCUGCAGCAACAACAACGACAACAACAACAACAGCAAGAACCAGAUGAGCCAAGACAGGUUGGCAAGGUUAGCACUGCUGAUGAUGCCAGCCCAGCAACGGGCUUAUCAAAGGCUGCUGCCAAAUUGAAGGCACAGCAGCAGCAGCAGCAACAACAACACAAAAAACAGCAGACGCCGUCACAAAAGCAAGAUUCUUUCUUGCAUCCCAACCAUAAGCGCUCCGGCAGCGUUGGUGGCGUCGGUGCCGCCAAUGGCAUGUCGGCAGCGGCUGCUGCGGCGGCGACUAACGGUUACUCCUCCAUCGCCAGCCAGCUGAUGUUGCGUACGGCGCGAGGGCAGCGGCAGUAUGACGUGCCACAAAUAGAAUGCCCUACCGCCAUGGAUGGCAUGGAGCGGUUCGCGUGUCCCACACCUGAUGUGCAGGGGCGAUAUCGCUGCAUAGACGAUCACGUGCUAUGCGACGGCUUCAUCGAUUGUCCGGAAGGUGAAGAUGAAGACCGAAGAUCGUGUAUGUUCUACAAAACGGUCAAAGCUCACCUAGACGUUUUGGCGGAUGCGCUGCUGCGCUGGGCGCGAGGGCGUUAAACAACAACAACAUAAACCAUACACGUAUUAAACACAACAUAAACUCGCCUUCCUAUGCAUGAAUGCAAACAGAACAUAAAAACAGAAGAAACACUACUCAUCCGAAGCAAACACAAAUAGAUAUGUGACUGCUAGCACUCACAUGUCCAACACAUAAAUAACAACCAGCACCACCGCAGCUAAAUUGAGAGCGCAAAAGAACACGACAAAACACAAAGCGCCAACAAACCGAAAGUCAAAUAACUAAUUAUUCCGCAAAAUCAUACCGAUGGACACUGAGACACACACACACACAAACACAAACUCCGACACGCAUGGUCGCAUAUGAAAGCGCAACAGAAUAAAAGAGAUAAGCGACAGUGAGAGGGAGAGAGAGAGAGAUGGCGAGCGAGCGUUAUAGUAGUAUUGUUUGUAAAAAGCUGUAAAAGUUAUGUCAAAAUAACAAAGUACUAGAGAAAUAAGAAAAAACAAAAAAAAAAAACAAAAAUAAGUAUAACAACUGAAGACAUUAACUGUUAUUAGCGAUAUGUGUGGCAAGCAUGUGAAAUGUUAAUCAAAAACAAGAAAAAACAAAAAUAAAAUUCAUAAAGUAGUUGUGAAUUGAAAUGAGCGUGUGCAAAAACCCCAAAUGAAUGCCAGCAAAUGAAAACUUAUGUAUGUAGUAGUAAAUGUUUAAUCAACUAGUAAAAAGCAAGGUGUAAGGAAUACUUAAUGUUAUACAUAUGAAUUAUGAUUACAAUUUUGAUUACUUAUUACUUACAAACAAA
Bactrocera tryoni is the source of this 4845-nucleotide messenger RNA. RefSeq names its product homeotic protein female sterile (gene jeb). Gene Ontology annotation, cellular component: terminal bouton. The transcript is spliced from 3 exons. The record is from RefSeq and is a predicted model, not a curated record. Lineage: Eukaryota; Metazoa; Arthropoda; Insecta; Diptera; Tephritidae. Gene Ontology annotation, biological process: positive regulation of MAPK cascade. Gene Ontology annotation, molecular function: protein binding; transmembrane receptor protein tyrosine kinase activator activity. Bases 1949 to 4078 code for a protein of 709 amino acids.